Messenger RNA from Carica papaya (papaya), 873 nucleotides. RefSeq lists its product as uncharacterized. Lineage: Eukaryota; Viridiplantae; Streptophyta; Magnoliopsida; Brassicales; Caricaceae. The record is from RefSeq and is a predicted model, not a curated record.
AACCCAAUCCACACGAGAAAGAAAAAGACGUCCGCAAAACUGCGAACAGCAUAUUGGUCUGCUGCGGCCGUCCUUAAAUCACAGUCACCGGUGGGAGGUGAUCGACACAGCCGCCACCAUCAGUCUCAGAAGACACCGAUCAUCAAUACCCACAAGCCCUGUUCGGUGACAAAAGCUCGCCGCUGUUUGGUGACUGUUAUUAGUACUAACAGUGUUGUACAGAUGGAGGACAGUCUUGCUAAAGAGCUGUACGGUGAAAGUUUGCAACUUUCAGAAAAUGAUUUGGUUUCUGCAUCUGCCGCCAAUGGUUUUGAUGAGGGUGAGCUAGAAGCUGAAGAUGGAUCUUUGUGGGGUGGUUCUGAUGAUGAACUAGAUAGAGAAUCUGAUUUGGACAGGGAAUGGCAAAGAAGACACGACCAAUUCCACACAAUUGGAUAUCGUGAUGGCAUCAUUGCUGGGAAAGAAGCAGCUGCACAGGAAGGAUUUAAUAUUGGCUUUAAGCAGUCAGUGCUUCUUGGAUAUAAAUGGGGGCUUGUGAGAGGUGUUGCCAGUGCACUGGCUUGCCUUCCAGAUGGGUUGAGAGAGAAGUUGAUCGAUUCAGAAGAAGAGAGAAACAAAUACCAGAAGUUGCAUGAAUCUGUAAAUUCUAUAUCAACUGGAGAUGCACUUAAGUUAUUUCAUGAUGAGGAAAACAAAAAGAAGAGUGUGGAUACAGGGGCUAGUUCCAAUGGUGGAUGCUUACAAGAGCAAAGCUCAGAUAACAGAUCUCUGGAAAAUUAUAUUGGAGAGCUUCAAUCACUUGUUUCUGAAUCUCCUGCAAUUCGAGUACAAUUUGCUGCAGACAAACAUUUUCAGCCAUAAUUUUGUAGAAAA